AUGGCCACCUCAUCCACCACGCAAAUCCAACCCCCGGACCUCGAGACCAUCGAGGCCGCCAAGCGCAAAGCCGCCUUCCAAGCCGUCUCCGACCACUUCACCAGCAACAUGACCUUCAUCGGCAUCGGGUCCGGCAGCACCAUCGUCUACGGCGUCGAAGCCAUCAAAGCCCACCUCGCACAAAACCCGCCCCAAGCGGGACACAUGAACUGGUUCAUCCCGACGGGCUGGAAUAGCAAAAAAGUCAUCGAAGCCGCUGGGCUCAUCCCGUUGGCCUUUGACUCCUUGCCCGCGGAUGCAAUGAUGGAUGUCUGUUUCGACGGCGCGGAUGAGGUGGAUGACGAGUUGAACUGUAUCAAGGGCGGCGGAGCGUGUCUGUUCCAGGAGAAAUUAGUCGCGUGCCGGAGUAGGAAGUUCGUCUGCAUCGCCGACUACCGCAAAGCGCAGCGCAGACUGCUGACGCAAUGGCCGAGUAUCCCCAUCGAAGUGGCGCCGAUAGCGUACAAGAGUGUGAUGGAGGCGUUGAAGGCGAUGGGGUCCAUGUCCCCGCAGCUACGGGAGCAUAGUCUGAGCAAGACGGGGCCGAUCCAGACGGAUCAGAGUUUCUAUAUUAUUGAUGCGCCGUUUAAGCAGCUGCUUACCCGGACGGAUGUGGAGAAGGGACAGGAUGGAGGGGGGAAGGAUGGGGUGUGGGAUGUUGAUACGUUGGCGAAGCGGAUCAAGGAGAUCAAUGGGGUGUUGGAGGUGGGAUUGUUUCAUGGACAGAAUGGGGAUGAGGUGGCGUCGACGGAGGUGAAGGGGAAGGAUACCAAGGGCGAAUGCUUUGCACAGCGACAGAAUUACGAAGGAAGGCAGGCAUGGACAUAUCAGGGUAGAGACUUUGAACGGGAGAACGAGAGAGGUGGGAAGAAGGCAGCAUGA
This is a messenger RNA of Saxophila tyrrhenica, 921 nucleotides long. It is a transcript of the gene RKI1, whose product is annotated as ribose-5-phosphate isomerase rki1. Gene Ontology annotation, biological process: D-ribose metabolic process; pentose-phosphate shunt, non-oxidative branch. The record is from RefSeq and is a predicted model, not a curated record. The transcript is spliced from 2 exons. Gene Ontology annotation, molecular function: ribose-5-phosphate isomerase activity. NCBI's taxonomy places the organism in Eukaryota, Fungi, Ascomycota, Dothideomycetes, Mycosphaerellales, Extremaceae. The coding region runs from base 1 to 921 and encodes 306 amino acids. Gene Ontology annotation, cellular component: intracellular membrane-bounded organelle.